Messenger RNA from Anopheles moucheti, 851 nucleotides. RefSeq lists its product as uncharacterized. The transcript has a single exon. NCBI's taxonomy places the organism in Eukaryota, Metazoa, Arthropoda, Insecta, Diptera, Culicidae. Bases 145 to 789 code for a protein of 214 amino acids. The record is from RefSeq and is a predicted model, not a curated record.
UUCCGAAGAAGGGCCCAUCACUUCUAUACGAGUACCGGGGUGCCAGUCUAGUGCUCACGUAUUUAACAAACCAAAAAAAGCGACUUCUUUCCCGCUAGUGUUCGCAGGAUCUUCGUGUCAAGCUACAACCAAUCAACAGGCAGGAUGACUAAGCUACUUACUGGUGGAGUUUUGGUGCUGCUCGUGGCCGGUUCGUUUGUGUCCGGAUCGCUGUUCGGUCCGUUCGGACCGUUCGCCCCCGCCGGGCAACUUCCGGGAGCGUUGGCUCCGGGCUUUGGCGGUGCGGUUGGUGGAUACCCGGGUGCGCUGCCAAUGUACCCGGGCCGUCCCGGUGUUGGACAGCUUCCACUGUUCCCGCCCGGUCUGUACCCACCGGUGGCUUACCUGCCCGGUGCGGUACCACCGACUCCGGUCGCUCCGGCAGUCUUCGGCCGUGCCUUGGUGGGACCGUCGACGGUGGCUCCGGCCGCCGCCACCGGUAAUCUACGCAACGUCGCUACCAACGCGGAUGUGCUUGGCCGUCUAGCGGUCGCCGAUCUGCCGGAGGAUUUGCAGCAGCGCGCCCAGGACCUGCAGACCGCCAGCGACCAGGGCUUCGAUGCCUGCGAACAGCUGCUGACGACGACCGGCGGUUCCUACUGGCAGUACAAGCGCUGCAAUGCGCUCCAGCUCCGCACGGUACUGACCGCAGCGAAGGCACUCGAACAGGAGGCCACCGCACGCGCCACCGCUGCCGCUGCCGCAGCCUCCGCCGACCAGACGGCUGAGGCUGCACCGGCCACCGUCUAACCGUGUAAGCCGACUCGACUGAAACGAAGGCGCGAACGGAUCACCUCACAAGACGUGUACUG